CACAUAGAUCUAGGCACGAAGCUGCUCGAGACUCAGACGAGGUUCCGCGCAGCCUGUAUAGCUGGUUCUGACUCGACCCAAAUUACAGACUCAUAGAAGCACAUACAAGCAAAGCAUCAAGUCCUUCGGCGGCGUGCGCUGUCGCUUGCGCACGCCGUAAGCGGCAUUCGCGAGAAUGCAAGGGAACGUCGCCAGGAUGAACGCUUCUACCUCGCUUCAAUCAUCUACAGGGCCAUGCGCCUGCGGAUUUUCGGGCCGCAUGACGCCCCCUCAGCUCUUGCCGAGCAUUCGGCGUCGCAGCGUUGUCGCAGGCUCUACGCAGACGCGCAACUUCAACAUGCAGUUUGACCCUAGCAAGUCAAAUAUCCCUCUGGAGUACAACUUCUCACAGCCACUUGAAGUUAGCCCGGCCCCCGCCAACUGGCCAGAGGGCGCACCCGACGGGGUCAUGGACGCGGGCCCCUACGUGGAGUUCGACCCCGCCGGCCCCCACCCAGCCGACACCUAUUGGAAGGGCCCCGCGCCCGAGGGCAGCUUCACGCUCCCCAACGCUGUCGCGCAGCGCACGCGCCUCACGCCGCUGCGCGUUCCAGAGGCGGGCGCGGGCGGCGGCGCCGCCGCCGGCAACAACAACCCGUUGGCGCGGCUGCUGGCGCCUUUCCCCCGGGAAGAGUACUACGCGGUGGAGAUGGACCUGCACUACGGGCGGGAGCUGCCGCGCUGGGUGUGGCAGGACGGCACGCUGGUGUUCCGGCCUGGCUUCCUGACAGCCCCCAUCGACCCCGACGUGCCCCCCUACUGGCUGCACCGCGGCAUUGCGCGCUUCACGCUAGGCCGUACCGACAUGGCCGUGCAGAAGCGCUGGGGGCACUGGGGAGGGGGGUUGCAAGGAUGUUUGGAAAGCGGUACAGGAUGCACUGAAGACAUCGUGGCUGGGGGGUUGGGUCGUACCGACAUGGCCGUGCAGGCGGUGGUGGGUGCCGCCUACCUGGCCUUCCUGGCCGCCGUGUCCGCAGCGCUGUACGCCGUGCAGCCGCAGCUGCUGGCGGCGGUGGCUGUGAGCUGGGCGCGCAACACCCUCAGCCUGGCCAAGUGGGGUGCGCUGCUGGCGCUGGCGGCGGCGGACCGGGUCUACCUGUACUGGGUGUUCCUGGCGGGCAAAACCGUGGACCAGCUGCUGGCCAAGCACGCCCCGCCUGUGCGCACCUUCAUGUGGGCCAACGCCGCGCUGUGGGCCGUCUACCUGGCCGUCAGCCCCAGCGGCGCCAGCCUACUGCCGGGAGUGCUGGCGUGAGGAGCACACGGAGGCGGACUGAGGAGUAUUGAGGGCUGGGUUGGUGGGGGUGAGAUUGGGAGCAUGGUAGGGUGAUGAGGAUGUUGAGGUUUGUGGGGAAAGGUGGAUGGUGGGGGUUAUGGGGUGGUGAGGAGUGUUUGGGCAUCGUGUGCGUGUGGGCGUGCUGACUGCUGGGAGGUGAGGCGGGAUUGGCGCGUGCUGCUGGCUGCUGACGUGCGCACAGCGGCGCAUGGGCGGGUGCUCGGAGGUGGCUCGGAGUGACGGCUGGCGGUGGCGGGCGGAGCAGGAGCUGUAGUGGAGUGGGGCUGUACACGUGGCGCCGAGUAAUGUGGGCUAGAAGCGUGGAGUCGGAGGGGGACAGGACCCCUGCGCCCUGGGCCCUGGCUUGACGUACACUGCGCGUGCGGCAGCGCCGUGCAACGGUGCACGGCGCUCCCCAAAGGUUGCCUGCCGCCCACCAUGUCCUUAGCUAAUCAUGAAUGUAACCCCCCACACAU
Molecule: messenger RNA, 1791 nt
Organism: Chlamydomonas reinhardtii
Lineage: Eukaryota; Viridiplantae; Chlorophyta; Chlorophyceae; Chlamydomonadales; Chlamydomonadaceae
Exons: 7
Coding region: 338-1294 (318 amino acids)
Source: RefSeq, a predicted model, not a curated record